CUUCAUUCUCGUUUUCAUUCUCGCGCGUUGUGGUCGCUGCUGUUUGUGCUCCAAAGAAUCUCGACCGGUUUUCACUUUUGUGGAAAAUUCAAAAGACUACCGAAGCCAAAGAAUCUCAAGAUGAAAAUCGAUCUGACUGUCGAUCAGGGGCCAUGCAACACAGAUCUCAGGAGUUGGUGCCUUGGCAUAGCGAUCUUUUCGCUGGUGUCCAUCACAUUUAAUGUGCUCUUCGCGCCAUCGGUGGUCAACUUUGUUGGCUUUGCCAUUGCCUUAACGGCCAAUAUAUUAUUGCUGAUCGGCUGCAUUAAGUACAAGCGCCUGUUGCUCCUUGGCUGGCUUAUAUACGCCUUGCUCGUAGUCAUCGGUUUCCCAUUUGCCGUAUUCGGCGUCAUCUUCCACUACGGAGGGUAUCGUGAGUCCACCGGAUUCAAUAAUAUAUUCGGAGCCUUGCUUUCGUAUAUUUUAACGACUCUUAUCGUUGUCUUCUGCGCCCGUCUUAUCUACUCCUACUACGUACAGCUGAAGAACCGCGAGGGCUCACCUCAGGCCGUGCCUGUGGUUUGAAGCUCACAUUUGCCAUAGACUAGGGCUCCCCUAGUUUCAUUUUACCCCAUCACCAUACGUUUUCUAGCUCUGUGUGUUGUUCUUGGAAUAAAAUACGCUCAUGUAUUUGAUUGCAA
Messenger RNA from Drosophila obscura, 680 nucleotides. RefSeq lists its product as uncharacterized. NCBI's taxonomy places the organism in Eukaryota, Metazoa, Arthropoda, Insecta, Diptera, Drosophilidae. Bases 121 to 564 code for a protein of 147 amino acids. The transcript has 4 exons. The record is from RefSeq and is a predicted model, not a curated record.